AUGGAUCAAUACACGCAACAAUCAGCUCUACCACAACGCCGUACUACUUUGGCACCUGGACGAAUGACAAGUUUAGCAAAUCGACCAAAUUCUAUGGCGCCUGGACGAAUGACAAGUUUAGCAAAUCGACCAAAUUCUAUUAAUAUUAUUUCACAAGAAAGAAAUGAUAUUGUUCGACAGAAAGAUCCCCGUCCUUUGCGCGAUAAAACUUAUCAAAGUCAAUCGAUAAAUUUGAUUAUCAAUCAUCUUCGACAAUCAAAUUAUCAAUCUCCAAUAGAACAAAGAAACUUAAUUAAUCCAACAGCAAAAGAUUUUCUUAAUAUUUUCAGAUUUUUAUAUAAGGAUCUGGAACCUAUUAAAGAUAUUGUUAGAGUAGAAGAUAUUGCAGGAGCCUUGAAAACUAUAAGGUAUCCUUUCGCUCAUGAUAUAUCAAAAUCUUCUUUGCAAGCUGUUGGAAAUCAACAAACUUGGCCAUUACUUCUUGGGAUGCUAAGGUGGUUGGUAGAAAUUAUUUCUAUAGAAAUUGAACAGCAUGAGAUGACUUUAGAAAGUGCAUUUUUCAGUUACCUUUCGAGUGCGUAUGAAUUAUUUCUUAAUGGAAUUGAUGAAUUUCCCGAGCAGGAGGAAGAAUUGGCAGUUAAUUUUGAUUGUAUGUGUGAAAACCUCAUCAAACAUAGUGAAGAGCUUCAAAAAAAUGUAGAUGAGUUAGAAGGUGAAUUAGGUCGAAUGAACGAAACAAAGGAUCCUCUAAUGGAAGUAAGAAAUGAAAAUCAAACAUUGCGAUCAGAUGCAGACAAAUUCAAUAACUAUACAAAGCAUUUGGAGGAUAAGAUAAAAAAACUAAAUGAUGUUAUUAGAAAAUUGGAAGAACAACAUAAAGACACCGAGAAGCAGCUAUCAGAAACCGAAAGUGAAAAGGAAACCAUACAGAUACAAGUUAAUAACCAAUCAAUAUCUCCUGAUGAUGUUGAAAGGAUGCAUAAGGAGAGUGAACAGAUAGCCAAUAAUCGAAACUCUAUCUCUGCGAAAAUGAAAGAAAGAAAUAAAUUAAAAUGGGAGAAAGGAUUGGAAUUUGAAAAGGAAGUUGCUGAAGUCGAAAAUUUAAUUCAAUACUAUAACACAAACCUUUAUCGUAUUGCUAAAUACACAACAGGCGAUAAUUAUGAACUAUCAGUUGAUGUCAAUGCAGGUCGAAUUGAUGAAAUUCUUUCAUCGGAUUUAAGGGAUACCGUCAAGUCGAAGCUUGCAGAAAUUCGACAACAAAUCAUUAAUGAACUUUAUAUAACUCAAGAACGAAUAACUCGAGCUACUGAAGAGUUACAAAGCCUUUGUGACGACAUUGGAGAUAAAGAGUCAUACUUGCAUAAUUUGGAGGAAAGUGAAAAUACACUUUCGAAGCAAUUUGAAGAAGCGAAGUUAACGGAUCAAAGUGAAACUGAUAAAUUGAUAAAAAGAAUAGCUACUUAUGAUCAAAGGAUAAAACAAUUUAGAACUGAAAGCAAUUCCAAAUAUAUUGAAUGGAAACAUAAACGACAAGAAACGCAGAUUCAAUAUGAUCACGUUUCUCGAGAACAUAAUAAUGCACGUGAGGCCAUGAAUAACGAAUUUAAUCAAAUAAAAAAUGAGCAACUUCGAAGGUUAGAAAUUAUUUCAUCAGCCAUUUCAAGUUUACAAAAGACAUCUAGAGAAAACUUGAAUGAUGGAAAGAUAGAGGGAUAG
Funneliformis caledonium is the source of this 1719-nucleotide messenger RNA. The record is from the annotation of a GenBank genome assembly. Lineage: Eukaryota; Fungi; Glomeromycota; Glomeromycetes; Glomerales; Glomeraceae.